Messenger RNA from Centropristis striata (black sea bass), 990 nucleotides. RefSeq names its product NADH:ubiquinone oxidoreductase core subunit S3 (gene ndufs3). The transcript has 7 exons. Lineage: Eukaryota; Metazoa; Chordata; Actinopteri; Perciformes; Serranidae. The record is from RefSeq and is a predicted model, not a curated record. Bases 83 to 868 code for a protein of 261 amino acids. Gene Ontology annotation, molecular function: NADH dehydrogenase (ubiquinone) activity.
CGCUUCUCCUCCGGCCCAUUAGGAGGCGACAGCCCGCUAACUGUCUCCUCUCCGCCCCAAGACAAACGACUGGAGAACAAACAUGGCGGCUUCGUUGGUGCGGUUUGUCCGCGGAGGUCUUGGAAGGAGUUACAAUCUUGCAAGGACUUCGUGUCUCCUCCAGCAGCAGACCAGACUGCAGAGCUCCAGCUCCGAGAACAGCCCGACUGUCAGGCCAAAGGAUGCCGUCACUCACAACCAGCUGGCAGCGUUUGGGGAGUAUGUGGCUGAGAUUAUGCCCAAAUAUAUCCAGCAGGCCCAGGUGACCUGUUUUAACGAGCUGGAGUUGAUGAUCCAUCCUGACGGAGUGAUCCCUGUGCUGACCUUCCUGAGGGACCACACCAACGCCCAGUUCAGGAACAUGAUCGAUCUGACUGCUGUCGAUGUCCCGUCACGACAGAACCGCUUUGAGAUUGUGUACAACCUGCUGUCGCUGCGCUACAACUCUCGUAUCCGCUUGAAGACUUACACAGACGAGUUGACACCGCUGGACUCUUCGGUCCCGGUCCAUAAGGCCGCCAACUGGUACGAGAGGGAGAUAUGGGACAUGUUCGGCGUGUUUUUUUCCAACCACCCAGACCUGAGACGUAUUCUGACAGACUACGGCUUCGAGGGUCACCCCUUCAGGAAGGACUUCCCUCUCUCAGGAUACGUAGAGGUGCGUUAUGAUGAUGAGUUGAAGCGUGUGGUGGCGGAGCCUGUCGAGCUGUCACAGGAGUUCAGGAAGUUUGACCUGAACACACCCUGGGAGGUGUUCCCCGCCUACAGAGAGCCCAAAGAGGCGGCACCCAAACUGGAGGCUGGAGACGCUGCUCCUGAGAAGAAAUGAUCCUCUCUGUCUCAUCAACAUGUUCUGUCUGCUAGUGUCAUUUUGGGAGUCAAACCACCCUGAAGAAACCCACCUGAAAUACUUAUGUAAAUAAAAAUACUAAUAAAACCAACCUCAAAAGA